Molecule: messenger RNA, 1689 nt
Organism: Myotis brandtii (Brandt's bat)
Lineage: Eukaryota; Metazoa; Chordata; Mammalia; Chiroptera; Vespertilionidae
Gene: XAF1
Product: XIAP associated factor 1
Exons: 8
Coding region: 284-1177 (297 amino acids)
Biological process (GO): apoptotic process
Source: RefSeq, a predicted model, not a curated record
GCCGAGGGAGGCCUGGCCUCUGGCUCCCACCCCCAGGGUUGUAGACCGGCCAGUGGCAGCAGCAGGGGUGAGAGUGCAGGUGGGGGAGGCAGCAGGGGCAGGCUGGGCUGGCCGGCUGCAGAGGGGUGGCCCGGGAGUGUCCAGCCACAGGAACCUUGGGGCAGCCCCGGCUGAGAAUUCUGCAAACUCCUCCCCCCAGAGCUGAGGGCCGGGCUGUAGGAACACUUUCAGUUUUGUUUCUGCAAAAAACGAAACUCAGCAGGAAGACUCCGGAGACUAGACCAUGGAGGGAGCCUUCCAGGUGUGCGUGAACUGCAAAAGAAGGGUGGCCUCUCCCCACCUGGCCCUCCAUGAGGCGCACUGCGUGCUGUUCCUGGCCCAGUGCCCCGAGUGCAAGGAGCCCGUCCUCCAGGCGAAGAUGGACGAGCACUGCGAGAACGGGCACCAGCAGGUCGGGUGCGCCAUGUGCCAGCAGAGCAUGCAGAAGAGCGUGCUGGCAUUUCACGAGACCAGGGAAUGCAAGGAGCGCCCCGUUGUGUGUGAGUUCUGCAGGGCAGCCGUGCGCCUCAGCAAGCUGGAGAUCCAUGAGCACCACUGCGGCAACCGCAUAGAGCUGUGCCUGGACUGCGGCCAGCCCAUCAUGCUCCGCACGCUGGCCCAGCACAGGGAUGCCUGCCAGAGCGAGCAGGCCCAGCACCGGGCAGGGAAGAAGAUUUCAGCUCCCGAAAGCAGUAUCUGCUGUCAUUAUUGCAACCAAAUGAUCCCAGGAAAUAAGUAUUUACACCAUAUGGAUAAAUGUCGUACCACCUCGGAGUCUGCAAAAUAUUUUCCAACUGAGGAGACAGGAAAUUCUCCUCCAUCCCUCCCAAGGCAGGCUGCUAAAGAUCAAACUCCCACCGCAGUGAAAGAUGUUCGCCCAAAGACGAAAAAUGCAAACAGAUUUCCUCUUCUUUCUGAAAGUUCAACAAAGCAAGCACCGCGCGGCACAGACAAAACCCUGGACCUGCCUCUGAAGCCUGAGCACCAGCCCUGGGUCGUGGACGACCCGGCCUAUGACAUUCUGCGGAGGUGCCCUCAGUGUGACAUCCUCCUUCCCCUGCCGACCCUAAACCAGCAUCAGGAGAAAUGCUGGUGGUUAGCUUCAUGGCGAGGAAAACAAGGGAGAAACUCCAGCUAGAUUUGGAAAAGAAAAGAGAUGUUGGUUUGCCCAAGAGAUACAGAUAAACCAGGAGAGAAAAAAGCCUCCAGCUCUUCUGCCUGAGAAUUCGGAUCAAGCAUCUGGGCCCCAUGGCCUGGACAUGUCGGGGGACCCCAGCUUUGUCCAUUUUAAAUUCCCACCAGCAAUUGGUGUGACCGUCAUCAUUUCCCCACAUUCUCUGGCCAGCGUUUGGUAUCACCAUCAUCAUUUUUUUCCAAUUUUAACUAUUCUAAUAAGUACGUGGUCGUCUCUUACUGUGAUUUCCAAUUGCAUUUACCAUAAUGAUGUUGAUUAUCUUUUCGUUUGCUAAUUUGCCAUCUGAAAUGUCUAUUCGAGUCUUUUGCCCAUUUUCAGAAUGGACUGUUUCCUUUCCUGUUGAGUUUUGAGAUAUGUACAUAUUCCCUGGAGAAUAAAAACACCCUCAGAGGGAAGGCAGGGGAGGGGAGGGGGGUGAGAGAUCAACCAAAAGACUUGCAUGCACGCAUAGAUGC